AUGUCCGUGAGAGCAGUUCGUGUCACCGCCUUAGGUGGACCAGAGGUUCUCAAGCUGGAGACCAUCCCUAAACCAACACCAAAACAGGGAGAGGUACUCGUUCGCGUACACUCGUCUGGGGUCAAUCCUUGUGACACAAUUAUCAGACAAGGAGAUUAUAGUCUUUCAAAUGUACCGCCACCGUUUGUCACCGGCCUGGAUGGUGCUGGGAUUGUAGAGGAGGUCGGUCAAGGUGUCACUGAGUUCAAGGCAGGAGAUCGUGUGUACAUUGUGGCUGAGUCCUCAGGCACCUGCGCUGACUAUAUUGUUGCCCUUGUCAGAAAUGUGGCCUCGCUGAGUGACCAGUUGUCGUUUGCCCAGGGAGCCUCCAUUGGUAUCCCAUACUACACGGCCUACAAGGCUCUGUACACAAAUGCCCGAGCCAGACCUGGAGAGACGGUCCUUAUCCAUGGAGCAAGUGGAGCGGUUGGAACCGCAGCCGUUCAGAUCGCUGUAGCUAACGGUCAGAGAGUGUUGGGGACUGCCGGCAGUGAGGAAGGUCUGGAGCUGGUCAAGAAGUUGGGAGCUGACCAGGUGUUUAACCACAGGGAGGAGGGCUACACAGACAAGAUACUGGAGGCCACAGGUGGAAAGGGUGUGGACGUCAUCCUGGAAAUGUUGGCCAAUGUCAACCUGGACAAAGACUUAGACAUCGUCGCCCUCUGGGGCCGG
Molecule: messenger RNA, 711 nt
Organism: Candidula unifasciata
Lineage: Eukaryota; Metazoa; Mollusca; Gastropoda; Stylommatophora; Geomitridae
Source: the annotation of a GenBank genome assembly